This is a messenger RNA of Eufriesea mexicana, 654 nucleotides long. RefSeq names its product transcription factor Sox-10. Gene Ontology annotation, biological process: positive regulation of transcription by RNA polymerase II; cell differentiation. NCBI's taxonomy places the organism in Eukaryota, Metazoa, Arthropoda, Insecta, Hymenoptera, Apidae. Gene Ontology annotation, cellular component: nucleus. The coding region runs from base 1 to 654 and encodes 217 amino acids. Gene Ontology annotation, molecular function: RNA polymerase II cis-regulatory region sequence-specific DNA binding; DNA-binding transcription activator activity, RNA polymerase II-specific. The record is from RefSeq and is a predicted model, not a curated record. The transcript has 4 exons.
AUGGAUGCUUCUGAAUUGAUUUUAAACCUCGUGCAAAAAGCUGCAAUUAAAACAGAAGUUAAGGGACAAAAUUUAAGUAACUGUGAACUUUUUUCCAAUCGUGACGAUAAUCCAUUCCCUAGACAGGAUGCAAUCGUCAAAAAUUCUUUUCCCUGUGAUGUGUCCGAAAAAUCAUGUGGGGAUUGUAAAAAAGAAAAAUCUGAAGGAGGAGUGUUCAAGGUUUCCUUGACGACAACCGACGAAGAUUUGGAAAACGAUAAGGAGAAUGUGUCAAGGAAGAAGAUCCGUGUGGAGGCAAGGCAGAUUUGCAGUAAUCGUGAAAAAAACGACGAGGAGAAAAUCUUCGUGCUGCAGCAACUCGGUCGAUCGCAGAUACGUCCAGAAGGAUUCCCGGCAUUUCUAUGCAUCGACGGGAGAAUUGCCGAUUCAAAUGGAGUUAAACGAAAAAUCCCACGACCAGCGAACGCUUUCAUGCUGUUCGCCAACGAAUGGCGUAAAAAGCUUGCUGCAGAGAAUCCUCGGGAAUCUAACAAGGACAUUAGCGUUAGAUUAGGAAUCCUUUGGAAGAACAUGGCGAAAGACAUGAAGGAAAAAUACUUUGCCCUGGCCCGGGAAGUGGACGCGGAGCACAAGAGGAAAUAUCCCGAAUCCUAG